Urocitellus parryii (Arctic ground squirrel) is the source of this 502-nucleotide messenger RNA. The record is from RefSeq and is a predicted model, not a curated record. NCBI's taxonomy places the organism in Eukaryota, Metazoa, Chordata, Mammalia, Rodentia, Sciuridae.
GAGAAGAUGGCGGCGCUGGGAGAACCUGUACGCCUGGAGAGGGAUAUUUGUAGAGCAAUUGAAWUGUUGGAAAAACUACAAAGGAGUGGAGAGGUACCACCACAGAAACUUCAGGCUUUACAAAGAGUCCUUCAAAGUGAGUUCUGCAAUGCUGUAAGAGAGGUAUAUGAACAUGUCUAUGAAACUGUAGAUAUCAGUAGCAGUCCUGAAGUGAGAGCUAAUGCAACUGCAAAGGCUACUGUUGCUGCGUUUGCUGCCAGUGAAGGACAUUCUCAUCCUCGAGUUGUUGAGCUACCCAAAACAGAAGAGGGACUUGGGUUCAAUAUUAUGGGAGGCAAAGAACAAAACUCUCCAAUCUAUAUAUCUAGAAUAAUUCCAGGUGGAAUAGCUGAUAGGCAUGGGGGCCUCAAACGAGGAGAUCAACUUCUUUCUGUUAAUGGAGUGGURAGGAUGAAUUUUAUUUAUAUUUGCAGUAAUGUGCUAUGACCACUUGGGGGUGCCU